This is a messenger RNA of Heterobasidion irregulare TC 32-1, 1005 nucleotides long. RefSeq lists its product as uncharacterized. The transcript is spliced from 9 exons. The record is from RefSeq and is a predicted model, not a curated record. NCBI's taxonomy places the organism in Eukaryota, Fungi, Basidiomycota, Agaricomycetes, Russulales, Bondarzewiaceae. Bases 1 to 1005 code for a protein of 334 amino acids.
AUGCCUACAAUCUUGAACGCCAUUCACAUUACCUUUUCAAGCUGGGUCAAGGCCUACAAGAAAUCAAAGAAGCCACCGGUCGAUCAACUCCUCGUGAGGCAGAAGCAGUGCCGGAACUCACAGAAGUCCAAGAAAGCAGGAGUGUGCCAAAGAUUCUGCGGAGACAUCCCUGAAGCUGCUGGUCCUGAGUGGGGAUUCAUAGGAAGAGACACUUACCGGAGAGGGGGGCACCCAGCAGUGGAUCCAGACACCAACAAGGAGGCUCCUAUCAGUCAAAAUGUACAGACGGGCUGCUCCAAAUGGGGAUGGUGCAAACCUGCAUCACAGAAGACAUAUGUCACAUGGCCUCCGUCUUACCAUGCGUGUGAGUUAAAUGAUGUCCUGGACCAAGUGGAUCAGUUAAUCACAGACAGCGUGAGCACAUACACACACUUGCACGGGACUCCGAGGGAGAAAGAGUUACCUAUCAUUAAGAAGAAAGGGGUGCUGGAGCUAGUAUCUGAUACACAAGGAAUUAUGUCGACUGGGCGCCAAGCCUUAGUGAUCAGAGAAGAUAAGAAGAUAAGCAAUAAGGACCGACUGACUCACGGAGCACAUCGGCCGACACGGAAGACUGGCUCCGAUCUCGUAAACACCUAUCGUAACACUCCUGUGUGGUCAUGUGCUGCCGAACAUCCUUCGGAGGGUUGCGGUUGGUCCAGUAGGGACCGACCGUGUUCAGUGCAAGUCGGCAUCUUCGGUACUUGUCUAACACUGUUCGGUAUCUCCCCAAAGCUUCCCAAAUACCUCCCUCGGACCCUAGCGCGGGUUGCAAGUCACCCGGAGAGCAAUACUCCACUACGCAUCCAAGAAAUUGGACAGGAAUGGCCAGAGGAAUACGACGGAGAUUUAGGGGAGGAAGAUGAUUUGUAUGCUGACCCAGGGGAAUACAAUGCAGUGGAUCCUUGGGAUGAGGCUGACAAGUUAUGGGAAUUGAAGGGGUACUCGCCUGAGGGAGACAUGUAA